UCAAAACCACAAAUCUGUUCGUUACUGUUCCUUCGUGUGAAAUUGUCUCUUCACCAGAGUUGUCGGUCUUCAACUCGUUCAACCUACCCACCAACCCUCUUCUCCCUGAGAUUCCAUUUUUAUGCCUUUAUAUUAUUUCCCAUCAGUCUAUCACCCCUUGCAAGCCCUUUAAAAAGUUAAAACAAGCCUCACCAAAUGCUCUCUCACUUUCUUGUAUUAUUCAGCUCUGCAUCUCUUUCUUGGUUCAAAAGGAAGGAACUUUGAGGUGGCUUUUGAAGCAUAUUUCAGAACUAGGGUUGGGACUUUUAACUCUCUAUCAAAUUCGAUUCGGUUUCAUUUUGUUGCAUUUUUAAGAGAUGGGAGAUGUAGCUAAGGACCUAACAUCUGGAACUGUGGGAGGAGCAGCACAGUUGAUUGUUGGGCACCCUUUUGAUACCAUCAAGGUGAAGCUUCAAAGCCAGCCUGCUCCACUACCCGGUCAAGCACCUAAGUAUGGUGGUGCUAUGGAUUCUGUGAAGCAGACUUUAGCUACUGAAGGCCCCAAGGGUUUGUAUAAAGGUAUGGGGGCUCCACUAGCCACUGUGGCAGCCAUGAAUGCUGUCCUCUUUACGGUGAGAGGGCAAAUGGAGGCAUUGUUGAGAUCAGAGCCCGGCUCCCCUCUCACAGUUAACCAGCAGGUCAUUGCUGGGGCUGGGGCUGGAGCUGCUGUCUCAUUCUUGGCUUGCCCCACUGAAUUGAUCAAAUGCAGAUUGCAAGCCCAGAGUGCAUUGAUGGCGGAUUCUGGCUCAGCUAGUGUGGCUGUGAAGUAUGGAGGGCCAAUGGAUGUAGCCAGGCAAGUGCUGAGGUCCGAAGGUGGUGCAAGGGGACUCUUCAAGGGCUUGGUUCCCACCUUGGGUCGUGAGGUUCCUGGAAAUGCUGCAAUGUUUGGUGUCUAUGAAGCAUUGAAGCAGUACAUGGCAGGAGGGAUGGACACUUCGAAACUGGGAAGAGGGUCUUUGAUUGUAGCCGGAGGCUUGGCCGGAGCUUCAUUCUGGUGCUCUGUCUACCCAACUGAUGUUGUCAAGAGCGUGAUCCAAGUAGACGAUUACAAAAAUCCCAAAUACAAAGGCUCCAUACAUGCCUUUAAAUCCAUCUUAGCUUCAGAGGGAGUGAAAGGUCUUUACAAGGGAUUCGGCCCCGCCAUGGCACGAAGCAUCCCUGCAAAUGGAGCAUGCUUCUUGGCAUAUGAAGUGACAAGGUCUAGUUUAGGAUAAUCAAUUGUUGUUGCUGUAGUUAAAAGUUCAACAUUGUUAUCAUAUUUGCUCCUGUCAAAGGCAUUUUCUGUCAAUGAAUGAUGAUGCUUAAAUUGGUAAUGUGACAGGGUUUCCAUUCU
Messenger RNA from Hibiscus syriacus, 1372 nucleotides. Its product is annotated as mitochondrial carnitine/acylcarnitine carrier-like protein. Lineage: Eukaryota; Viridiplantae; Streptophyta; Magnoliopsida; Malvales; Malvaceae. The coding region runs from base 357 to 1253 and encodes 298 amino acids. Gene Ontology annotation, biological process: mitochondrial L-ornithine transmembrane transport. Gene Ontology annotation, molecular function: L-ornithine transmembrane transporter activity. The record is from RefSeq and is a predicted model, not a curated record. The transcript has 3 exons.